Molecule: messenger RNA, 1493 nt
Organism: Coffea eugenioides
Lineage: Eukaryota; Viridiplantae; Streptophyta; Magnoliopsida; Gentianales; Rubiaceae
Exons: 8
Coding region: 131-1207 (358 amino acids)
Molecular function (GO): S-adenosylmethionine-dependent methyltransferase activity
Source: RefSeq, a predicted model, not a curated record
GAAAGAAAUGAAAACAGAAAUUCGGGAACAUUAAUCCUGUCCUCUGGUAUCGAAAAUCGUUUUGCACGGAAACAGACAGAAACUCGACUCGCCCGGGUUUAAGACUCACCAAUCACCAUUUGCGGCUGAAAUGGCCACGGUGGUCAGUAUGGGAAGUUUGUCUUCGCUGCUCUUGCCGAGUCGCCUCGGUCAUAACAACUCACAAGAUCGCUUUUUGCUGCUCAAAACUACUGCCAGUCGCUUCAUCCCACAAACCAUUAAAAAUGCCUUCGCAGCUACGAGAAUUCGAGCUUCUUCCACUCUUCUUGUGGAAACCAAGCCUGAUACUAUUCUGGAUGAGAAGAAGUUGGACAGCUGCAAGAAUACUUUAGCUUGUCCUAUUUGCUAUACCCCUCUGAUUUACACUGCUGAUUCAAGCUUCCCUGCGGACUCUGCGGCACGGCCCAAUUUACGGUGCAGAACCUGCAGGAAGGCUUAUUCUGGAAAUGACACGCAUCUUGACCUGACAAUCACUAGUGGUAGCAAGGGGUAUGGCGAAGCUAUGCCAGCUUCUACUGAGCUUUUCAGAUUUCCUUUCGUGUCCUUUUUGUAUGAGAGAGGAUGGCGACAAAGUUUUUCUAUAUGGGGUGGUUUUCCAGGUCCAGAGAAAGAGUUUGAAUUGAUCAAGGAUUACCUUAACCCAGUCUUGGGUGGAACUAUUGUUGAUGCCAGCUGUGGAAGUGGGAUGUUUUCCAGGCUUUUUGCCAAGAGUGGACUGUUUUCUCUUGUUGUUGCCUUGGACUUUUCAGAAGCCAUGUUGCGGCAGUGUUCUGAAUUUAUUAACCAGGAGGAAAACUUUCCCAAAGAGAAAAUAAUCUUGGUCAGAGCAGAUAUCUCUAGGCUUCCAUUUGCAUCAGGUACUGUGGAUGCUGUUCAUGCUGGUGCUGCUUUGCAUUGUUGGCCUUCACCAUCAGUGGCUGUUGCUGAAAUAAGUCGAGUACUAAGACCUGGGGGAAUGUUUGUUGCUACCACCUACAUUUUAGAUGGUCUAUUCUCGUAUAUCCCAUUAGUCAGGCCUCUUCGGCAGAACGUUGCACAGGUCUCUGGAAGUCACGUUUUCCUAUCCAAUAAGGAACUUGAAGAUCUUUGCACAGCUUGUGGUCUUGUGGAUGUUAAAGUCACUAGGAAUAGAAUGUUUGUGAUGAUAUGCGCCACGAAACCUAAAUAAGUCUGUCGCAGUUUCUUGCUGGCCAUUGCUCAGAGAUGGCUGAGCCAUGACUGCAAUUUCACUUGGGCCUGGAUUUAUUGUCCUUGGAAUGCUACAUAGUUCUGUAUCUAACAGGAAUCUAUUGAUAGAUGUCAGUUACCAUUUCAUUUUCCUUCUAUUCUUUAUAGCCAUCCAUGCAUCUGGUAGGAUUUUUAUUUGGACCGUUCAAAUAGCGAAAUACAUGUAUAGUUCUGUUGCCAAGCUCUUGAUUAAUGAAUGCUUAAGAUGUACAUCUUCUCAAAGGUAA